AUGAUUCUAGCAUGGAAUACUAGGGGGCUAAAUAAAUCAGGUAAGGCUAGAGAGGUUGGCUCCCGUCUCCUAUGCCUUCGACCUGAAAUUGUGGUUCUUAUUGAAACUAGAGUUAAAAGUACAAAGGCUGCGAACAUUCGAAAUAAAUUGCGGCUCAAAGGUAAAUACUUAGAUAACUACCUCCACCAUGAAAAUGGUAGAAUCUGGCUGAAUUGGGAUGACAGAGUUGUGGAUGUUAGACUUAUUAGUAGUACUGCCCAAAUGAUCCAUUGUGGUAUAUACGACACUAAUGGUACUUUUUUGAACUGGUUUACUGCCAUUUAUGCUUUGAACCAACUGGAGCAUAGAAGAAAAUUAUGGAAAGAGCUUGAAGGCAUACAUAAUACCCAACAUGGACCUUGGUGCUUGAUGGGAGAUUUCAAUAAUGUCCUAAAAUCUACAGAUAGAGUUGGUGGUAAACUGGUGCAUGAAUCUGAAUACACUGAUUUGGCCUCACUAAUGGACAAGUCUGGGCUCUCUGAAAUGAAUAGUCUAGGUGAUUACUAUACUUGGUCUAAUAAACAUGUGGAUGGGAUUAUCUACUCAAGGAUAGACCGAGUCCUUGGCAAUGUUGACUGGUUCCAAUUAAAUCUUGAUUCCACUCUGACUAACAUGGAUCCUGGUAUCUCUGAUCAUGCCCUGCUGUGUCUUAAAGGACAUGAUAAUGCUAUUUCUACUUCUAAAUCUCAAUUUAAAUUUCUGAACUGUGUGACUACUAUGGCAGACUUUACUGAUUGUGUUUCCAGAUGUUGGAAUGAACCUUUAGAUGGCAGGCCCAUGUUUGUGCUCUGGAGAAAGCUCCUUAGACUGCAACCCGUGAUAAGGAAACUGAGCAGACCUGUCAAAAGUAUUAACAUCACCCUUGAAAAGGCCCGAGAGAACCUGAGGCAGGCUCAUAGCAGACUGCUGCAAGACAGAAUGAACCCUUUUAACAUCAUAGCGGUUAAAGAGUACACCGAGGAGGUUAUUAAGUGGAGUGAUAUGGAGGAGCAAAUGUUGCAGCAAAAAGCGAAAAUUGAAUGGCUUCGGCUGGGAGAUGGGAACAACAAAUAUUUCCAUGCCUCCAUAAAGACAAAACAAACACAGUGUGAACUAAGAACCUUGUACAGAGAGGAUGGUACUAUGGUGACUACACAUGAAGAUAUUGAACAGGAAGUGCUCAGUCUUUAUGGAAAUCUUAUGGGGAAAGCGGACACUAAUCUAGAGGGCAUUGAUAUUGUUGCUAUGAGAGAUGGCCCUCAAAUCACAAAUGAUCAGAAAGAGCUCCUUCUUGCACCUAUUAUGGAGGACGAGAUUCUAAGGGCCCCUAAAGAGCAUCGGGGACCUGAAAGCUCCCGGCAUGGAUGGUUUUGGAGCCAAAUUCUUUAA
This is a messenger RNA of Trifolium pratense (red clover), 1407 nucleotides long. RefSeq lists its product as uncharacterized. The transcript has a single exon. The coding region runs from base 1 to 1407 and encodes 468 amino acids. Gene Ontology annotation, molecular function: catalytic activity. Lineage: Eukaryota; Viridiplantae; Streptophyta; Magnoliopsida; Fabales; Fabaceae. The record is from RefSeq and is a predicted model, not a curated record.